AUGCCUCUCUGGCAGAUUUAUCACCCGACCGGCACGUUCGAGGACAAUGCUACAAAGCAUGCAUUCGCCCAGGAUAUUACGAAGAUGUACACCGACAUAGGCCUACCCUCCUUUUAUGUGGUCACCCACUUCUACAAAAUGGAUGACGAGAACGUUUUUGUUGGCGGAAAAACCAAUGAAUCUGGCGAGACACCUUUUAUCCGGAUUGUGAUUACCCACAUUGCCCUUCGUAUUCCUGAUGUCGACGCAAUGUACCUUCGCACUACUUCCCGCAUUGACAAGAUCAUAAAGCCGUAUGUCGCAGAUAAGGGAUACGAUUUUGAAUAUCACGUUGAUGAGACUGAGCGGAGACUUUGGAAGAUCAAUAGCCUAAUUCCACCUCCGCACAAGAGCGAGGCAGAACAGCUUUGGUUUAAGGAGAACCGUGCUGUCCCUUAUGAGGGGGCUUAUCCCGCCGUGCUCAGUCAGGCCUCUAUUUGA
Molecule: messenger RNA, 480 nt
Organism: Penicillium malachiteum
Lineage: Eukaryota; Fungi; Ascomycota; Eurotiomycetes; Eurotiales; Aspergillaceae
Product: tautomerase family protein
Exons: 1
Coding region: 1-480 (159 amino acids)
Source: RefSeq, a predicted model, not a curated record